AAAUCGGUCUUUCACUCCUUUUUUUUAUUUUCCCCUUUCUUUCAUGGCAGAGCUGGUUCUGCGUCGUUUAUUUACUUUGGAUCUCCACAUCUCUUCCCACGCCGAGUGCCGUCCCUCUUUGAUAGUAAACAACGCAUCGAAAUGCCGCUAGCUCCAUCCUCGCCCAACUCUCCCACCCGCCGACGACGAAAUCUCUCAGAUCUCGACUUCUCCUCCGCAGCUCCGAGUAGCUUUACAAGGAACGGAUACGGCCAGAGCCCUCCGUACUCGCCACAGACACCGCGCACGUCUAUCCCACACUCACCCGUGACAACCAGGCAGCGAAUCUCGUCUUCAGGAGGAAUGGAAAGACCGGCCAGGUAUUCGGGCGAUUUUACUCCAGAUGUGAAUGCCGAUAGUGGCGACGGAGGAGGAUUGGGGAGUCUAGCAGAUGAGCUGGCGAACGCAUGGGAUGAUGGGUACGAGUAUGGAUACGGAGGAGAAGAUACGUCUGGACUACAGGAUGGAGAGGGUAUGGUGACUAUAGACGGCGUCGAUUCUCCGACAUCAGACAAUGCCGGCUAUAUCGAAUCAAUACACGAUAUGGGGAUAGGUAUGGGGGGCGGACUGUCGCACGGGGAUUCGGACUCUGGGGAGGAUCAGUUAAAACCACCCAGGCAGAGGCUAAAAGGCCACUCUCGGCAUCGGCGUCAUGAAUCCCUGUAUGAUGGCUCCGAUUAUGGGAAUGAUUCUGAUUUUGAUCAGCCCGGGGAUAUGCCACCGGGGUUAGAAGCUCAAAUGGCUGGAAUCGACGAUCUGGUACGAUGGAGCAAGGCAGACGAGACUAGCAACGAGCUCAUCGAUCAGUUUAUUGGCCUUCUACGGGAACUUGGCGGACAAGCUGGGAUUGAAAAUAGCACUACGAGGCUCAUCACCGCACAUAGCUCCCUGGUUUCCCACCUAACCCACCAAACUCGCUCCCUCCAGACCCUCACCCACCCGCUCCUUAUCUCCUCAUUUCCAACCCUCUCCCCAGAUGCCAUCGACGACCUGCUUCCCCUAAUCGACUCUAUCCUCCCCAACCUCCCUUUCCCCGAUCAACACCAAUCAGCCCACCACGGCACCGAUUCCACCUCCACGUCCGAUCCGGACCACUCAUCCGCCCACUCCCGUUCGCACUCUCACACCACACCGCUCCUCUCCCUCCAAUCCCUCCUCUCCCAAACCUCAGAUUUAACUCACACUCUCCGCACCCUGAACGACACCCUCCACGAAUCCCGCCAACUCACCUCCACCGCAUCCCGACGCCUCAAGACCGUCCGCGAACUCGUCAUCGAGAUGAGACGCGAAGAUGAAGCGCGCGAGGAAGGCAUUCGGUGGAUUGAAAAAGGUGGAUGGGAUGCGAAAUUAGCCGCGAGAGAGGCUGGAACGGUUUGCCAGAGCGUGGUCAGCGGGUUUGAAGCAGUCUGUGGAGAGUGGAGGAAUAGGCUGUUUGGGACGGCGGCGGCGGGCGCAGGGGCUACGGCGACGCCGGCAGAGGUUCCGGUCUCUUGAACACGAACACUCUCUCUUUACCUCUUUCAAGGUAUAUUUCUUUUUGUUCUUAUCAGUGGAUUGGGUGGUUGGUACAUAGACCCUUUUGACCCGGGAACCCAUCGCUUGGUUUCAGAAGAACAUUUCCUUUGAUUGCAUAAUUCAAUCCUGGGUUCCUGGUGAAAGAAAAGAUAAGUAUUUAGAUUGUCAUGUGUCCCUUUCCAGGUCUUUAUUUCCUUUUGUUGUAGCAGACUCUGGGUGCUUCAUCAAACCCUCCAGACACGGCAACGCUGUAUGAGAAACUUUUGCCUCCUAAUUUGAAUCAAAACUAAGAUAGAUUGUUAGAAAGCUGUCCAAAAACCCCUAGAUAGCUUGAAAAACGCUUCUAAUCCUGAAUAAAAACUCAUUUCUCAUUC
Molecule: messenger RNA, 1928 nt
Organism: Coccidioides immitis RS
Lineage: Eukaryota; Fungi; Ascomycota; Eurotiomycetes; Onygenales; Onygenaceae
Exons: 2
Coding region: 142-1533 (463 amino acids)
Source: RefSeq, a predicted model, not a curated record